GGCUACGGCUACUAGUGGUUCACACAGGAGUUCUGCAGUGGGUCUACAUGUCGUUUCUUAGACUUGUCUGAGCUCUUGUGUCCCGUAAAGCUUCAGCGGGCAGAUUGUGGAGGAGACACUGGACACAUCUUGUUCCCGUGAGGCUGAAGAGUUUGGUUUGGGGCUGUGAGGGCGUGUCACUGUCAGGCGGCCGUGAACAUUCGGGCUGGUUCAGCAGGAGGUGGAACAUGGACGUGGGACCUCUGAGUGACAACAUCUAGUGCUUCACCUUUUGACAGAAGCUCACACUGUUCCUCAGCCCUUUGUGUGAAAAGAUUUCAUUCAUUUCCAAAAUUCAUUGAUGACACGAGACAAGACAAGCACGAACAAAUGAUCUAAAAAUUUAAAGUAAAGUAAAAAAAAAACAGACUUUAUUUUCACAUUUUGGACAUGAAAAGUAUAAACAUCUGGUGUGGGUUGUUAAAGAGAGUCAGCAGCAAACAGGAAAAAAAACAAAAACAAACACAAAAUGAUAUUAAUCCAGUUAUGUGUCUGAAAGCUCAAAGUGAAAAACAAAACAAGGAAGAAAUGGAAGGACAAACUUCAGCUAAAACCUCUUUCUAAUAAAAAAAAAACGAAAAUACAGAGCUCAACUCCACAGUCUGGAGUCUCUGGAGCCUGAUCUCCAGCUUUUUGACUCUGACUUUAGACUCACUUGAUCCUCCAGGUGAGUUUCUCUCACCCACAGAAACCAGGAAAAGUCCAGAAAAAGACUCUGUUAUUGUCCCUGUCCUGCUCCACAAAACCUCUGAGUACUGUGAGUCCCCAAAGGCCAAGUUUUUCAAAAAGAGGCACCAGAUGUAAAAAUCCUCCAGUGGAACAAACGUUCUGUGAAUGUGGAUGUCGCCCUCUACAGGCGAGUCAAUGGUAGAGCUCAGCUCCUCCUCCCAAAGGAAAAACAUGACACUGUCUUCAGAGCUGCACAAAGAAAUGGGACACAGAAAGGACUUUGGGCUUAAUAAGAGACCGAUUUGACUGAACAACUUGUUUGGAUGUUCUACUUGUUUGGAUGUUCUACUUGUUUGGAUGUUCUACUUGUGCCUCAUGUUCCUUUAAGCCCCGGAGGUCACUUCCCUGUCUCCUCCUCCUCCUCACUGUGGUUCAUGUUCAGCUCUGCGUCAGGGACAAAUCUGUCAACUGGAGCGUUUUUCGGAUUCCAAACUGUCUCUUUCUCAUCGGUGAGUUGUUGAGCAACAAUCGAGCUUCAGAAUGACCUUCACAUGUGACCAGUGUGGAAAGGUGUGGCCGAAUGCUUCCAAACUUAAAAGACACUACAUAACUCACACAGGGGAAAGACCGUACAGCUGUGACCAGUGUGGGAAGACGUGGCCAAAUGCUUCUAGACUUAAAGUCCACUACAGAACUCACACUGGAGAAAGACCGUACAGCUGUGAUGUUUGUGAGAAGACAUUUACACGGUCAAGUCAUGUACUGUCACAUAUGAAAAUCCACACUGGAGAGAGGCCGUACGAGUGUGACCAGUGUGGAAAGAAAUUUAGAGAGUCUGGUGUCCUCCUUAACCAUAUGAGAAUCCACACAGGAGAAAAACCAUACAGCUGUGACCAGUGUGGAAAGACAUUUAGAGACUCCAGUGCCCUCUGUCAUCAUAUGAAAAUCCACACAGGGGAAAAACCAUUUGAAUGUGAUCAGUGUGGGAAGAAAUUUACAGAGUCUGGUGACCUCCAUAAACAUAUGAGAAUCCACACAGGAGAAAAACCGUACAGCUGUGAUGUUUGUGAGAAGACAUUUGCACAAUCAAGCAAUCUACUAUCACAUAUGAGAAUCCACACUGGAGAGAAACCAUCUGAGCAGUGUGGGAAGGAAUUUAGAGACUCCAGUGACCUCCAUCAACACACGAGAGUCCACACUGGAGAGAAACCAUACGAGUGUGAGCAGUGUGGUGAAAUGUUCUCUCAAUCAUCCACACUCAGUAAACACAAGAGAACUCACUCCUGGUUGAUCCUAUAUGAGUGUGACCAGUGUGAAGAGGCUUAUAGAACAUCCCAGGAGCUCUCCAGUCACUACCGAACGCACACAGGAGACAAACCAGACGACUGUGAAGAAAGAGGGGAAGGAUUUCAGGUCUGUGAGGAACUGUCCGAAACAUGUCCAAAUGUUCCAGACUAAAGAGAAAAACUGCAGGGUCAUUCCACGCCAAAUCUCAGAAUGUCCCCGCUUGACCUUCUCAGAUUUGACUGAAAAAAUUCUAGGAGGUUCACGCACUUUCCAACAGGAAAAGUCCCAAAUUUUAGCUCCCAACCCAACUCUAGUUUUGUCAUUAAAAGAUAUUUUGUCAGUUCCCCCCUGAGCUGUUUGGAGCAGAGUUUUCAGAGGAGCCACUUUCAGAUUUCUGUAUCUAAAAAAUAAUUUAAGGUCCUUGAAAUUUUCAGGGGUUAAAAUUUGUCAAAUGUUCUUGUAGAAUCUGGACUUUUACACACGUGCUUUUGGUUUAUCACAGAUUUCUGGGAGGCUUGAAUUUGCUUGAAAAUUGUACUCAUUAAAUGAGGGCAAUUUGAAGACAGAGGUUUGAUAUUGAACAUUCACUUUCCCACACAAGCUGUGUUCUCUCUAUUUUAAAACUGACCCUCUCUACAAGAUAUUAAGUGUUAAAAAUGGAAAAAAAAAAUCCAUUCGGUGCCAUCUUUACCAGGUUAUACCAAAAAAAUCACAGUUUUAGAAAGACUAGAUGUCUGUUUUUAACAGAUCCAACAUUUGUGAUGGUUUUCUGCAUUUUCGCAAAAUGAAUUUUUGAAAAAUAUGUCCACAUAUAUGCUGAGCGUUCAUGGACUGUGGUUUAGGAGCUAAAAUUUGGGAUUUUUCCUAUUGGAAAGUGUGUGAACCUCCUAAAAUUUUGUCAGUCAAAUCUGAGAUGGUCGAGUGGGGCAUUCGAAGAUUUGGCCUGGAAUGACCCUGCAGCUCUGACCAGUGUGGGACGACUUUGAGACAAGCUGCUCAUCUGAAGGUGCACCCUCUUGAACACACUAAAGGAGAAAGAACUGCUGAGGCUGGAUCAAGUGAGUCUAAAGUCAGACUCAAAAAGCUGGAGAUCAGGCUUCAGAGACUCCAGACUGUGGAACUGAACUGUGUGUCGUGUCAACAAUUAAAAGCUUAAAAUGAUAAGCAAAGAUUUGUAUUUAUUAGUGUAACCCUCACGGACUGAUGCUCUAUAUGUGGUCCCAGUUGUCUCAGCACACCAGCUUCAGGACCCUGUGGUGUGUUUAGUGAUGUAUGAGUGUCUUGGUGUGGUGGGGAGAUAAAGGAUCACAGCAAACACAGCGACUCUUUUUGAUUGUGGAAUGAGCGACAGCCGGUGCAUUUAUUUGAGGAGUUUCAAUAGAGAUGACAGGUUUUUCUUUACAGUUGCUUGGCUCAUAAGGGCAGAGAGAGGAGCGCUAGUUAGUCAUUUAAGUACAAGAAUUACCAAUUAUUAAUUAUUCAUAUGCCCAAGAUGUGUGCAAUAGUAAUAAUACAACAUCAUAAAUUAAAAAAUAUAUAUAUUAUUUAGUGCAACAAACAGUGCACCAACUGGUAAAUGGUCACUACAACAGGCUACUACACAUUACACAUUCACCAGUGGACUAACUGCUCCUACCUGCGCGCAUAAAUAAAAGUGCCAUUA
Boleophthalmus pectinirostris (great blue-spotted mudskipper) is the source of this 3658-nucleotide messenger RNA. Its product is annotated as zinc finger protein 239-like. NCBI's taxonomy places the organism in Eukaryota, Metazoa, Chordata, Actinopteri, Gobiiformes, Gobiidae. The record is from RefSeq and is a predicted model, not a curated record. Gene Ontology annotation, cellular component: nucleus. Gene Ontology annotation, molecular function: DNA-binding transcription factor activity, RNA polymerase II-specific; RNA polymerase II transcription regulatory region sequence-specific DNA binding. Gene Ontology annotation, biological process: regulation of transcription by RNA polymerase II. The transcript is spliced from 2 exons. Bases 1249 to 2166 code for a protein of 305 amino acids.